Esox lucius (northern pike) is the source of this 1573-nucleotide messenger RNA. RefSeq names its product HVA22/TB2/DP1 family protein. The coding region runs from base 218 to 775 and encodes 185 amino acids. The transcript is spliced from 5 exons. The record is from RefSeq and is a predicted model, not a curated record. Lineage: Eukaryota; Metazoa; Chordata; Actinopteri; Esociformes; Esocidae.
UGUGUCUUAAUCAUGCUCCUCCCACUUCAACCAUACUUUCCUCCUGCAACAUAGGCCACAGGUUGUUCAAGCGCGGAUAAUACGGUUUGUUUUAACGACCAACUAAUAAGUAUGUUAACGUUUUAUCGCUUGUGACCUAUAUACUUCACCGUUACAUUUCGUUUUGAUUUGUGUCUGGGAAUCCGUAAAACAACAAGCUUAACACGCCACUACAACAAUGUUUGUCCAACUUCAUACCCGCUACGAGGCUUUUCUUAAUGAAAAGAACGUUGUGACAGAUCUCCUAGCUAUGAUGGAGGAGAAAACCGGGAUACAGAGAAAAUAUAUCGCUUCAGGUGUGGUUUCUCUGAUUGGUGCAUAUCUAUUGUUUGGCUACGGCGCCUCUCUCCUCUGUAACCUGAUUGGCUUUGUCUACCCGGCAUACUUCUCGAUCAAGGCCAUAGAGAGUAAGAACAAAGAUGACGACACUCAGUGGUUGACCUACUGGGUGGUCUAUGGCUGCUUCAGCAUCACCGAGGCCUUUUCUGACAUCUUCCUCUCCUGGUUCCCCUUCUACUACGCUGGCAAGUGUUUAUUCCUGGUGUGGUGUAUGGCCCCGGUGUCGUGGAACGGUUCUGCCGUCCUCUAUUCCCGCGUCAUCCGUCCGCUGUUCCUCAGACAUGAAGCCACCCUGGACAGCGUUGUCAAUGACCUGAGUGGCAAGGCCAAGAACAUGGCCGACACUGUGACUAAAGAAGCUGUCAACCUGGUCGCCAGUCAUGACAAGAACCAGUGACAGACCAACGAAUGACCACAAGCCCAGAAGAUGCAUUGGGCUCCCAAACACAACAUAUUGUCUUUAAUGUCUCAUGAUAAUAAAUUAUAAUGGACCCAGUCAUGUGAUCAGCCGGCCUGUGAUAACGCCGCAGUGACCAGAAUAAGCACCUGUUUAAUCAUUCACUCAGUGGCAUGCGCCGUGUUUCUUAAGUCUUAUAAGUGUACUAUAUCAUCUUAACGGGGUUCUGUAGAUGUUACACUCUAACCCUGUUGUUGUCCAAUCAGGUCAAGUUGGUGAAGUGUGACUGUUAAGAUCAGUUGGAAUGCAAGCUGGAGAUAAGAGCAGCCACUGCACUGACUGACUUCCAAAGUGUGUGUGUGUGUGUGUGUGUGUGAUCUGUAGUCUGUCAUUCAAUCCAUGAACACCCUUUGGCCUAGCACAGCACUGACAUGCUGGAUUCAAAUAAUCUAAGGCUUCAGAGGGUUAGUGCCGAGCUUGAACCAAAAUGCGAUGGCUGGAUUAGGAGACACUGUGUGUCUUGGUUGUAGUUGAUAGGAAUGCGUUUAGAAAUCAGCUUUUUUCUCCGAGUGAGGUUGUUCUUACAACCUAACCAUAUUACUGUUGUCCACCGUUUGUGAUUGGGGCAUAGAGUAGCCAGUGUCCCGAAGUCUGCCAAUCUGUGCCAAACAUUUUAACUGCCUCACCUGUCCUGAAAAAAACAAUGCUUUCUUGGUUGUGAACUGAACUGAAAGGUAUUUGUUGUUAAAUGUCUCUAUAAUAAUCUUGAAUUAAUUAAACUGGAACUUGGGUAAUUAA